Acaulospora colombiana is the source of this 642-nucleotide messenger RNA. Lineage: Eukaryota; Fungi; Glomeromycota; Glomeromycetes; Diversisporales; Acaulosporaceae. The record is from the annotation of a GenBank genome assembly.
AUGCCUCCCAAGAAAUCACCAGUAAUGUUGAAAAGACUGAAACCCCUAACAUAUCACCUAGAGGUUUGCAUACACACAAUAUUAUUUGUCCGACGCAUCUAUCCUACGGAACUGUUUGCAAAGAGGAAGAUAUAUGACGCACCCGUGUAUCAAUCAAGGCAUCCGGAUCUCAACAAGUAUAUCAGUGGCGCAGUCAAAAGUGUCGGAGAUGAGCUAAUACGGGUGGGGACCGAGAAAAUAUUGCAAUCGAACGCUUCCUUUUUAACUUCUCUGGUUUCAUCUCAAUUCCUGAGGAUGCAGACUGGCAAAAGUGGCAAAAGUAAUUUGGCUAUCGGAAUGCUUGAUUCUUAUCUGGGCCUGAUCCCUGCCCAGUGGGAUCCUACAUUUGCAGUCGUGAUGGAAAUGAAGGAAGGGAACAUUCCAUCCGAGCCUUUGACCAAGAAGCCCAAAGUCAAGGAAAAGCCUCCACGGGAGUGGAUCCCCGCUAUCGUGCAGAAUACUACUGAUGGAACCACCGCCGAAGCAGAGAACCACAUUAUCAGGGCUGUAGAUACUGGUGUUAUCAGUCUUUCAUUAAUUGUUCAAGAAUCAGAGGAGAAACUCUUGCGUGUAGCGACACAGGAAGAUAGUAUGAAAAUAUAG